Paramisgurnus dabryanus is the source of this 3264-nucleotide messenger RNA. It is a transcript of the gene hapln1a, whose product is annotated as hyaluronan and proteoglycan link protein 1a. Gene Ontology annotation, biological process: glial cell differentiation; cell adhesion; skeletal system development. The record is from RefSeq and is a predicted model, not a curated record. Lineage: Eukaryota; Metazoa; Chordata; Actinopteri; Cypriniformes; Cobitidae. Gene Ontology annotation, molecular function: hyaluronic acid binding. Gene Ontology annotation, cellular component: synapse; perineuronal net.
UCUAAGGAGCCCAAACGUUUUUGUGGCACAACUACCAACACCUACACCUCCUCAUCGACCACAAGAGAGAAAAAUAAUUCUUUAUCUGCACUCUCCUGAUUUCAUUUUUUUUUAUUCUGCAAUCUUUAAAUCAUUUGCUUUUCCAGUAAAGAGGCCUUUAGGCAAAAAAAACAAAAAAAGAUGAUCUCUCUGUUCUCAUUGAUAUUGGUUUUCUUUGCAUUUGCUGAAGCAGAAGAUCAUGAAUCAAGGGUCACGGUCUAUGCCAACAGGGGCGACAACAUUACUCUGCCUUGUCACCUGGAAAGCAUGACCCCUAUAUUCGGAAGCAGAAUCAGGUGGAGCAAGGUUGAAGAUGACAGUUCAGAAGCUGAUGUACUUAUCGACUUGGGAAUCCACUCGAAGACCUAUGGAGAUUUCCUGGACCGUGUUUACCUGCUGAAGGCAGAUGAUAGUGAUGCAUCCUUGGUCAUCACUGAUUUAGAUGUGAAAGAUUACGGCACGUACAAAUGUGAGAUUCAGAAUGGCUUGCAUGACAAAGUCAUUGAAGUUGACCUCAAAUUACAAGGGGUUGUUUUCCCAUACUCGCCUCGCCUGGGGCGUUACAAUCUCAACUUCAGUGAUGCCCAGGCUGUGUGUCUGGAGCAGGAUGCUGUUUUGGCCUCCUUUGAGCAGCUCUACGAGGCAUGGAAAGGUGGUCUGGAUUGGUGCAAUGCUGGCUGGCUUAGUGAUGGAACUGUGCAGUAUCCAAUCACCAAACCCAGAGAGCCGUGCGGAGGAUCGAAGUUAAUAUCUGGACUGAUAAGCUAUGGCCGGCAGCACAAGUCCAAUAGUCGCUAUGAUGUGUUCUGCUUCACAGCCGGGCUUACAGGAAGAUUCUACUACCUGAUCCAGCCUCAGAAGUUGACCUAUGAUGAGGCUGUGGAUGCAUGCAAGAAAAAUGGAGCCGAGAUCGCAAAGGUGGGCCAUAUGUUUGCUGCCUGGAAGGUGCUGGGAUACGACCGUUGCGAUGCAGGUUGGCUGGCUGAUGGUAGCGUUCGUUACCCUAUCUCCAGGCCCCGGAUGAACUGCAGUCCCACGGAGGCUGCAGUUCGCUUUGUUGGUUUUCCUGACAAAAAGCAGAAGCUUUAUGGUGUUUACUGCUACAAACCUCAGCAGUGAACUUCUACACUGCACAUCAAAGCUUAUGAAGGAUGUUUUGCAUGAAAUAGCCAUAACUGUGACACUUAUUAGUGAUGUAGUAACGACUAGUUUCAUACUGUAACAUUCUCUAUAGCCAUUUGCUUAUGUCUUAUUUACUUUUUAUAUACAGUCAAGUUAUACAUCAUACAUAUUAACAACAGAAUAACAAAAACUGCAUUUGUUAGAGACAGUCAACAAAAAUAAGUUACAGUCACAAUUUCAAUAAAAAUGUGUUAAAUGAGUUUGUUAUACUUUUUUGUGACUUUGCAAUAUUAUAUUUAAAUAUUACUAAACAGUAGACAAAAGUUGUUCAGACAUGCCCAAAAUGAAAAGCAGAUGCAAUUGUAAAUGGACCUGACAUUUUUUUUUCUUUAUUAAUUUAACUGUUAAUUUUUUUUCUUUAUGAUAUCAAUAUAUUUUUAUUAUGUUUAUGAUUCAUGUUGGCUAUACAUUAAAGGGGUAGUUCACCCAAAAAGGAAAAAUUAUUUUAUCAUUUCAUCACCCUCAUUUCAGUACUAAACCUGUAUGAGUUUCUUUUUUUUCAAAAUAAAAUAUUUUGAUAAAUGAUGGUAAUCAACCAGUUGACGGUAAACACUGGCUGACAUAUUAUUCAUUUUUCCUACUAUGGAGGUCAAUAGGGACUGUUGUGCUUACCACCAUUUAUUAAAUACGGUUACACUUUAUUUUGAUAGUCCACUUUAGACAUACUACUAACUAUAACUAAUUUUGCGACUACAUGUCAACUAACUGUCAAUAAUUUGCAACUAUACGUCAACUAACUGUCAUUAGUGUAUUAGUAGACUGUAAGGGUUGGGGUUAGGGAAGAGGUUUGGGUUAGUGGAAUAAGUUGACAUGCACCUGCAAAGAUACUUAUAGAAAGUUGAAUGUCUGUUGAUAUCAUCAAAAUAAAGUGUUAGUAGAUAUAUAGCAGACAGUCUACUAAUACCUUCAGUUGUGUGAAAGUUUUGAAAACCAUGAGGGUAAGGAAAUGAUGACAGAAUUUUCCAUUUUGGGUAAACUAUCCAUUUAACCAAAUACAACCUUUUUGUAAAGUGUAACUAUGACCCUUAUUUUAUACUUAUCUGCUUCAUAUAGUUUAUAACCAGUGUUGGGGAAAGUUACUUUUAAAAGUAAUGCAUUACAAUAUUAAGUUACUCCCAAAAAAAGUAACUAAUUGCGUUACGUAGUUACUUUUCAUGGAAAGUAAUGCUUACGUUACUUUUUAGUUACUUUUGCAUUACUUUAUCUUGGCUGAGGCUUGAUCUCUUUCAGGCCUUGCAGGUUUUUUUUAUGACUGAAAAGUUCUGCAUUCAGAAAUUGCAUAUUUCAUCACAAAAAUGUUGAGCUCUGGCCUGCCAUCUUAGUUUCUGACUCAAACUGUUCCCACAGAGGCGUGAACGCAUAGAUUGCAUAAUGUGACUACGUUUAGUUUAAUUCAGUAUUUUUUUUAUCGAAUUAAUUAAACUAAAAAAGUAACUUGCAUAAUUUUUUUUGAAAAAGUAACUCAAAUAUCAAUGUUUACAUUUUAAAAGUAAUGCGUUACUUCAGAAAAGUCAUAUUAUUACGUAAUGCACGUUACCUGUAAUGCAUUACCCCCAACACUGUUUAUAACUUUGAACUCAUACGAUUGUGUUUAAAUAUGUUCCUCCCUGACCAUUUCAUCACAGUCGGUGGCUGAAUUUGUCAAACUGCUAAUGAUGCAGUGGAAUGUAUUGUUUGGUAGAGAACUGAUAGAGACACAUGAGAAUCUUUCAUAUUUUAAGACUAUCUUGAGCCUUGUAGUUGCUUAAGUGUAAAUUACUCCAAAUACAAGACAAUUGCUUCUAAUGUCAGGCAUAGUGUGAUGGAUUUAGCAUAAAAGAGAUAUCUGUUUACCAAUGAGUGAAACAUUUAUGUCUUGCCACAUUGUUUUGAUAUAUGUACAGUUAGGGGAGGAAAGACUGUCCACCUGUAACUCUGUAACUGAACUGCAAAACCCACAGUGCACAUACCUGAGAUUUUGCAUGAAAUAUCUUUUUUUUUCUAUUUAAAAUGCAGUGUACCAUUUCAAAAUCAAAUGAAAAAUAAAAACCAAUAAAAAUUGAA